GUGACACACUAAACUUAGACCGGGAACUUACAGACAAAAGAAAACCACAAACCUAAAGCAGCUCCCAUCAUGGAGAAGUUCAAAGCUGCAAUGCUGCUGGCUGGGGUCGGCGAUUCGUUGAGCUCCAAAAACUUCAGCUGGGAAAUAUGUUCUUCUGGGUUAAAAAUUCAAGAGGCGCUGAAACAAAUGGGGGGCCUGGACAAUUUGGUCUUGUCAGUUGACAAAUGGCCAGUGAGUGAUAAUACAAUAAUGCAUAUGGCCACCGCAGAGGCUCUAGUGUCAGAUUACUGGAGUUUGGAAGACCUGUACCGUAAUAUGGUAAAGCAAUACAUUGAUGCAAUAGACAAGUUGCAAGGAAGACGCCAAGACCCAGCGACAAUCAAAGGAUGUUCUCAUUUAAAGCCGGAUAAUUAUUUGCUUGCCUGGCACACCCCAUUCAAUGAAAAAGGCUCAGGAUAUGGCGCAGCAACCAAAGCCAUGUGUAUUGGGAUGAGAUACUGGAAACCAGAGAGCCUUGAAACACUAAUUGAAGUCAGCAUUGAAUGUGGGAGAAUGACACACAACCACCCGACAGGAUUCCUAGGCUCGCUCUGUACUGCUCUGUUUGCAUCUUAUGCUAUCCAGCAGAAGCCCCUUGUCCAGUGGGGUAGGGACAUGCUAAAGGUGAUACCAAUGGCCGAAGAGUACUGCAAGAAGACCAUACGACACAUGGCAGAAUACCAAGAGCACUGGUUCUACUUUGAAGCCAAGUGGCAGUUUUACCUGGAAGAGCGAGAAAUAGCAGAAGACAAUGAAAACAAGCCCACUUUUCCCGAUAAGUAUGAUGCAGACGAAAGAGACAAGACAUACCGGAAAUGGAGCUCAGAAGGCCGCGGAGGAAGAAGAGGACAUGAUGCGCCUAUGAUUGCAUAUGAUGCUCUUUUAGGUGCUGCUGGUGAUUGGAAGGAGCUCUGUAAUCGAGCCGUGUUCCACGGAGGAGAAAGCAGUGCAACCGGGUCUAUUGCUGGCUGCUUGUUUGGGCUACUCUACGGCAUGAAUGCUGUUCCAAAGGGUCUUCACCAGGAUCUAGAACUAAAGGAACGACUUGAAUACCUGGGUGAUAAACUUCAUCAAAUAUCUACAAAGGAGAAGUAAAGCAGUUUCUGCUAUUUUCUUUAAGCAUGAUGUAGUGGGUCGUUAUCGUCUAUAAAUAUCCAACAAGAGUUAGGACACAGUUUUAUUUUAGCAAUGGCAUUUGAUGUGUUGACUAUUCGUAGUGAGCUGAGUGUUUACAGUAGUUGUAUGAGUUGUAUUUUAAUCUACUAAGUACUAAAGUUUGUGGAGGAGUAAACCAACCUCCCAUUUAACCAUAUGUGUAUAUAAGAAUACCUUUCUUCCGGGGGCUCCAGGUGUGGCAGCUGAUAAUUGGUCCUUCAGGACAGCUUUUUAUCUCUAGGUUGUGGCUCAGUUCUUCCUUCUUUCUAGCCCAUUCUUACCCAACCCACAUUCCCUUUUUGCUGUGGCUUCAU
Molecule: messenger RNA, 1508 nt
Organism: Spea bombifrons (plains spadefoot toad)
Lineage: Eukaryota; Metazoa; Chordata; Amphibia; Anura; Pelobatidae
Gene: ADPRHL1
Product: ADP-ribosylhydrolase like 1
Exons: 7
Coding region: 70-1134 (354 amino acids)
Biological process (GO): protein de-ADP-ribosylation
Molecular function (GO): magnesium ion binding; ADP-ribosylarginine-[protein] hydrolase activity
Source: RefSeq, a predicted model, not a curated record